This is a messenger RNA of Brassica oleracea var. oleracea, 1604 nucleotides long. RefSeq names its product serine/threonine-protein kinase Nek6. Gene Ontology annotation, molecular function: ATP binding; protein kinase activity. NCBI's taxonomy places the organism in Eukaryota, Viridiplantae, Streptophyta, Magnoliopsida, Brassicales, Brassicaceae. Bases 223 to 1539 code for a protein of 438 amino acids. Gene Ontology annotation, biological process: protein phosphorylation; microtubule-based process. The transcript is spliced from 14 exons. Gene Ontology annotation, cellular component: cortical microtubule. The record is from RefSeq and is a predicted model, not a curated record.
UUUAUUAUCAUUUAAAUUAUUUUCCCUCACUUUCUCUGACCUUUCUUUGCUUCAUCUUCAAAUCUUCCCUCUCCAUCUUGUUCAAAAAAGAGAAAGAAACAAAGUAAUUACGAAACAUCCUUCUUCACGAUAUUUCAAAAUCAAGAUUUGGUUAAAUGGCUCCAUUGAACAGUAAAAUCUUGUGAGUUUGAUCCUUUUAAUACCGAGAGAGGAAGAUCUCAGAUGGCAAACAAGAUAAGUGAAACAGCUUCUUCUAAGAUGGAUGAUUAUGAAGUAGUGGAGCAGAUCGGAAGAGGAGCUUUCGGUUCUGCUUUUCUUGUGAUUCACAAGUCUGAGAGAAGAAGGUAUGUAGUGAAGAAGAUUCGUUUGGCUAAACAAACAGAGAGAUGCAAGCUUGCUGCCAUCCAAGAGAUGAGUUUGAUAUCAAAGCUUAAGAAUCCUUAUAUUGUGGAGUACAAAGAUUCAUGGGUUGAAAAGGAUUGUGUAUGCAUUGUAACUAGUUAUUGUGAAGGUGGAGACAUGACUCAAAUGAUAAAGAGAGCUAGAGGAACAUUUGCCUCUGAAGAAAAACUCUGCAGAUGGAUGGUUCAGCUACUGUUAGCAAUAGAUUACCUCCAUAACAAUCGAGUUCUUCACCGUGACCUUAAGUGCUCAAACAUAUUCCUCACCAAAGAAAACGAGAUUCGAUUAGGUGACUUUGGUCUUGCAAAACUUCUAGGCAAAGAUGAUCUUGCUUCCUCGAUUGUGGGAACACCAAACUACAUGUGCCCUGAACUUCUUGCAGAUAUACCUUACGGCUACAAAUCUGAUAUUUGGUCUUUAGGUUGCUGUAUGUUUGAAGUAGCUGCACAUCAACCUGCCUUCAAGGCUCCGGACAUGGCUGGACUCAUCAACAAGAUUAACCGCUCUUCACUUUCUCCUCUCCCGGUCAUGUAUUCCUCUUCAUUAAAAAGACUGAUUAAAAGUAUGUUACGCAAGAACCCUGAACAUAGACCAACUGCUGCAGAGUUGUUAAGACAUCCUCACUUACAGCCAUAUCUUGCACAAUGCCAAAACUUGUCUCCGGUUUUUAAACCGGUUGUAUCCAAAUCAGAACACAACACCUACGAAAACAGAACAGGCGAGACCCGUCUUGCCCCAAGGACAGGCACUGCGAAGUCCACGAAAACACCAAUGAAACAUAAUCAAGCAUUAAAAGAAGAAGCAGAGGAGAAAGAGAAGAGAAACAAGAAUGCAAGUUCUAGUUCAAAAGACAAAGAGAAGCCAGAAAAGACUCAAGAGAUGUCAUUGCUUAGCACAUUAACGCUACUACGCGAAUAUCAGAAGAAGACUCCGAGAAGCGAGGAGAGAGCAGAAGCGUUGGAAUCUUUGUUGGAGCUUUGUGCAGGUUUACUUAGGCAAGAGAAGUUCGAUGAGCUCGAAGGAGUCUUGAAGCCUUUUGGAGACGAAACAGUUUCAUCAAGAGAGACAGCGAUUUGGCUUACCAAAAGUCUCAUGAAUGUUAAGAGAAAGCAAAAUGAUGAUGAAACCAAUCCUUAAAAACAAAUACUAACCACAACUUUUUUCAUGUAACCAACCAUUGUGUGUAUUAAAGACAUUCAUUG